This is a messenger RNA of Sus scrofa (pig), 1992 nucleotides long. RefSeq names its product syntaxin binding protein 2 (gene STXBP2). Lineage: Eukaryota; Metazoa; Chordata; Mammalia; Artiodactyla; Suidae. Gene Ontology annotation, biological process: vesicle-mediated transport. The record is from RefSeq and is a predicted model, not a curated record.
CGGAAGCGGCGGCGCCCCUAGGGGAAGAUGGCGCCCUCGGGGCUGAAGGCGGUGGUGGGGGAAAGACUAGGGGGAGAAGUUACUGGGAGUUCAGAUGGAGGUGCUGCCCCGGACCCAAAAGGUUUUGUGGUGUGGUGGGCCCAGAGGACCCAGCAUUCUGAGCCUGGCCCUCACUUCCCUGCAGAAAUUUUGAGUGGAGUCAUUCGGAGCGUCAAGAAGGAUGGGGAGUGGAAGGUGCUCAUCAUGGACCACCCGAGCAUGCGCAUUUUGUCAUCCUGCUGUAAGAUGUCAGACAUCCUGGCUGAGGGCAUCACCAUUGUUGAGGACAUCAACAAACGGCGCGAACCCAUCCCCAGCCUGGAGGCCAUUUAUCUGCUGAGCCCCACGGAGAAGUCGGUGCAGGCCCUGAUUGCAGACUUCCGGGGGACACCGACCUUCACCUACAAAGCAGCACAUGUCUUCUUCACCGAUACCUGCCCGGAGCCCCUGUUCAGUGAGCUGGGCCGCUCCCGUCUGGCAAAGAUGGUGAAGACGCUGAAAGAGAUCCACCUUGCUUUCCUCCCAUAUGAGGCCCAGGUGUUCUCCCUGGAUGCGCCCCACAGCACCUACAACCUCUACUGCCCCUUCCGGGCAGGUGAACGGGCACGGCAGCUUGAGGUGCUGGCUCAACAAAUCGCCACCCUUUGCGCCACACUGCAAGAGUACCCAGCCAUCCGCUACCGCAAGGGCCCAGAGGAUACGGCCCAGCUGGCCCACGCUGUCCUAGCCAAGCUGAACGCCUUCAAGGCCGACACUCCCAGUCUGGGCGAGGGCCCUGAGAAAACUCGCUCACAGCUACUCAUCAUGGACCGAGCAGCUGAUCCCGUGUCUCCACUGCUGCAUGAACUCACUUUCCAGGCCAUGGCCUAUGACCUGCUGGCCAUCGAGCAGGACACGUACAGGUACGAGACCACUGGGCUCAGCGAGGCCCGGGAGAAGGCUGUGCUGCUGGAUGAGGACGACGACCUGUGGGUGGAGCUUCGGCACAUGCACAUCGCGGACGUGUCUAAGAAGGUCACAGAGCUCCUGAAGACAUUCUGUGAGAGCAAGAGGCUAACCACAGACAAGGCCAAUAUCAAAGACCUGUCCCAUAUCCUGAAAAAGAUGCCGCAGUAUCAGAAGGAGCUGAACAAGUAUUCUACGCAUCUGCAUUUAGCCGACGACUGCAUGAAGCGCUUCAAAGGUUGCGUGGAGAAGCUGUGCAGUGUGGAGCAGGACUUAGCCAUGGGCUCCGACGCAGAGGGUGAAAAGAUCAAGGACGCCAUGAAGCUGAUUGUGCCAGUGCUGCUGGACGCAGCAGUGCCAGCCUAUGACAAGAUCCGGGUUCUCUUGCUCUACAUCCUCCUGAGGAAUGGUGUGAGUGAGGAAAACCUGGCCAAGCUGAUCCAGCAUGCCAAUGUCCAGGCGCACAGCAGCCUCAUCCGGAACCUGGAGCAGCUGGGGGCCACUGUCACCAACCCGGGGGGCUCUGGGACCUCAAGCCGGCUGGAGCGGAGGGAGCGCUUGGAACCCACCUAUCAGCUGUCUCGAUGGACCCCGGUCGUCAAGGAUGUGAUGGAGGAUGCCGUGGAGGACCGGCUGGAUCGAAAGCUGUGGCCCUUUGUGUCUGACCCCGCCCCCAUGCCCAGUUCCCAGGCUGCUGUCAGCGCCCGCUUUGGCCACUGGCACAAGAACAAGGCCGGCGUGGAGGCACGAGCUGGGCCCCGGCUUAUCAUCUACAUUGUGGGAGGUGUGUCGAUGUCAGAGAUGAGGGCUGCCUACGAGGUGACCAGGGCCACUGAUGGCAAGUGGGAGGUGCUCAUUGGCUCCUCCCACAUCCUCACACCGACCCGCUUCCUGGAUGACCUCAAGAUGCUGGACCAGAAGCUGGAGGACAUUUCCCUGCCUUGACCCUCCCACCCCCAUCUGACCUGCCCCCCUCCCUUUUUGGAGAAAUAAACUCCUCCUUUUGAA